Messenger RNA from Ziziphus jujuba (common jujube), 378 nucleotides. RefSeq lists its product as uncharacterized. The record is from RefSeq and is a predicted model, not a curated record. The transcript is spliced from 2 exons. NCBI's taxonomy places the organism in Eukaryota, Viridiplantae, Streptophyta, Magnoliopsida, Rosales, Rhamnaceae. Bases 1 to 378 code for a protein of 125 amino acids.
AUGGCUUCCUCACAUUUUUCAACAGCUUCACCUCCCAUGUUUGAUGGCAACAACUAUCCUGUUUGGGCAAUCAAAAUGAGAUCUUAUCUUCAAGCUUAUGAUCUUUGGGAGCUUGUUGAAGUUGAUUAUGAGAUGUUGGAGCAUGAAACCGUGAAGGAGUUUUCCAACAAACUUAUGAAGAUUGUCAACCAAAUCCGGUUGCAUGGUGAGUUUUUACCAGAUCAAAGGAUUGUUGAAAAGAUCCUUAUAUGCUUUCCAGAGAAGUAUGAAGCAAAGAUCUCAACUUUGGAGGAGACAAGAGACCUUACACAACUCACAGUUGCUGAAUUGAUCAAUGCCUUGCAAGCCACGGAACAAAGGAGGAGUCUUCAGCUAUAA